UUAUUAAAGAGGAUAUUCUUCAAUCUCGUUAAAACCAUAAAAUUUCUCUCUCUAGAUUGCUGAAAUUCAUCGGAAACCUUUUCAGUUUUAGCGGUGCUUGAAUCUUGAUCUCUGUUCUAUCCUCUUACAUCAAUCUGGGAACUGUAGUUUUGGCGAUCAUCGAUCACUGUUACUGCGGGUGUUAAAGAUUGGAGGGCAUCCCAUCCACUAUGGCGCACCGGAAUACUCAGUUCACCAGUCAAAUAGCUGAUACUGGAAUGGAUUGGCAAGGCCGUAGCCAUGUACAGCCCGAACCUUGCAUUGUUUUUGGAAACGUACCAAAUUAUCCUCUACCUCUCCACCCGGUGGUUCCUGCUCCAGCAAACCAGGGCACUUAUAGUUUUCAACCUGUGCCAGAUCGUCAUGGAAGUGCUUUACUCUAUAGGAUGCCACAGCUAAAUGGUAUCCCUCUUCCGCAUUCAGCCCUAAACCUUGAUUUAGCUGUUGGUGCACCUUCUGGCCAUUACAAUCCAUACCUGGAACCCCUAUCUGGCAACUACGGCUGCAGCAUUACCUACAUAGAUAGCAUGAGAGGAUCAUCUAAGAUAAAGGAUUUGGAGGGGGCUCCCGGAAAUUUCCAGCAUCAUAAUCCUUCAGCAGGUCCUAGUUCUUCUGUUCACCAUGUGAUGGCACCUGAACCUGAUAUUAAUGUGAUGGAUCCUGCUUCUUUCCCACCACUUGGCAUCAUUGACCCCACACCAAUGGUAGCAAGUGGCUCUCAAAGGACUCUGCGGAACAGGCUUGGUAUGAUUGGACAUGAAUCCGUUUCUACACAUAAUGCUAGUCAUCUGGUCCCGGGAAACUAUGCUGUCCCACCUGUUAAUUAUCCUGGAAAUCCUUGGCUGAAUGUGCAUUUUGGUGCAAAUAGCAGUAAUAUGAAUAGCACUUUUGCGCGAACCCAUGUUCCAUCAUAUGCCCAUGCUGGCGUGCUCAGACCUGCGAUCGAAGCUGGGAAUAUAAACCCUCAUGGUUUUCAAGUAACAGCAGGUAGCAGUUCUUGUGGCUUUCUGCCUCCUUCCCUUCCUCAAGGCCACAGCAAUCAUCACCGUCCACUUUCACCUAUCCAAGGGGCAGGUGCAAAUGUUAAUUUCUCUGGCCAAGCUGCAAUGCCUUCCCCUGCUGGAAUUGGUUCUUUCCCAGGUCCAAGGCCCACAUUUCUAGUGCCUGCCCAACAAACAGGUUUCCCGUUAUAUCAACCACAUCAUAGGGGAUUUAUACCUGAUUCGAGUGUAAGGCAUCACACACGUCCUCACUUGAGAAUUUCAACACCUGAUGAAUUUGCUUCACUUGAUGUUGCUGGCUACCAUGAAGCAGGAAAUUAUACUGAUCAACACCAGGAUAUGCGCUUGGAUAUCGAUCACAUGUCCUACGAGGAGCUUCUUGCAUUGGAAGAACAAAUUGGUAGUGUUGGGACAGGAUUGACCGAGGAAUUCAUUCAAAAUCAUUUGAAAGUAAGAUAUUUUUCCCUGUCAGUAGCUGAGGCCGAUCUUGAGGAAGCACCUUGCUCAGAUGAGCUAGUCAACUUCUGUGUUAUAUGCCAGUGUGGUUACGAGAAUGAAGAUCCUGUUGGAACCCUCGGCUGUGGACAUGAAUACCACAGUGAAUGCGUAAAGAAGUGGCUGGUGAUGAAAAACUCUUGUCCCAUAUGCAAAUCCGCUGCCUUGACUCAACCAUCAUCGGCGAAGCAUUUGUAAGCAGAGCCAGAGGCAUUCGGGCCAGAACCAUUUAUAUCAAGAAUUACUAUUUAUGAUAUAUAAAACAUUUUUGUUGGUGUAUUGUAUAAAUGCAUACAUUUUAUGUACAUAUAUGGCUGCUAAACAUUGCUGGCCAUCGUCACCAAACUGUACAGCGCCGCCCUCCCUCCUACCCUGCUGCUGUUCAUGUUAUAUUAUGCCUGCCCGAAUGUUGCUUUGCUGUUGUAUUAAACUCUUGUGUUGUGGAAUGCAGUCACAUUCUUUCA
Molecule: messenger RNA, 1999 nt
Organism: Andrographis paniculata
Lineage: Eukaryota; Viridiplantae; Streptophyta; Magnoliopsida; Lamiales; Acanthaceae
Product: probable E3 ubiquitin-protein ligase ZFP1
Exons: 8
Coding region: 210-1733 (507 amino acids)
Molecular function (GO): ubiquitin protein ligase activity
Source: RefSeq, a predicted model, not a curated record